AUGAUCAGCGCCCUUCAAUGGAUCGCGCGAGGCAAGAGCCUUGCGCAUCCCAAAAAGUACGUUCUCGACGAUGACGAGAUGGAACGUGUCUCCAAGAUGGCCAACGUCCAGUUCGAGGAUGCCAAGGCGCAGCUCGAGCGUGCGCAACGCGAUAUUGCACGUGGCAAGGACCCUUUCGCUCCCAACACUGGUAACGACGAUGAUGAGAACUGGCAAGAUGAUGAAGACGACGAGGAUGAAGAGAUGAAGGAGGACAAAGACGGGGAUGCCGCCGUGUCCGACGACAAGAACCAGGACAAGGAGGACCCGGACGACCUCACUCGAUACAACCUCGACGAGUACGACGACGAUAAUGAGGAACAAGCACAAGCCACCGCCGGUGCGUUUAGCAACAUCCGUGGCCUGGCUGUCUACCAGAGCAACGAAGACGACCCGUACGUCACGGUGCAAGAUGAUGCAGAGAAGGAUGACGAAGAGGAACGCGAGGAACUCGAGGUGUAUCCUACCGACAACCUCAUCAUCACGGCCAAGACCGAAGACGAUGUCUCGCAGCUCGAGGCGCACGUCUACGCUGCACAGGACGCCAAUUUGUACGUGCACCACGAUCUCAUGCUCCCCUCGUUCCCACUCUGCCUCGAAUGGCUCGACUACACCCCCGCCCGCAACUCGGGCGAUCAGAACAGCAACAACGCCAAAGCCCCGGGAGAGGUAGGCAACUUUAUCGCCGUGGGUACCAUGGACCCUGAGAUCGAGGUCUGGAGCAUGGACGUCGUGGAUGGCAUGUACCCGGAUGCCAUCCUGGGCCGCAAGACCGAGACGGACCAGCUCAACGCUCCGUUGGGAACGGGCAAGAAGAAGCGCAAGCAGUCGAAAGCGCGCGUUGCCAACGAGGCAUACCACGUCGAUGCGGUGCUUUCGCUCUCGUGGAACCCUGUGGCGCGGAACUUGCUGGCGUCAGCCUCGGCGGACUGCACGGUCAAGCUGUGGGAUCUCUCGCGUCCACACACGAGCGAGUCGUCGACGGCGUUCCGCUCAUUUGCGGCGCACACGGACAAAGUGCAGUCGGUCGCAUGGCAGUGCAAAGCCGUCGGCGGCGAGUCUGCCUCCACCGCGAACCCAGCGGUCUUGUUAACCGGGUCGUACGAUAAGACGAUCCGCAUCUUCGACACGCGUACGCCGGACACGGCGGCGGUGGUCAACAUCGGCAGCGACGUCGAGAGCGUCGUGUGGAACGGCUGGUCUGCCUCCUCCACCUCCUUCCUCUGCUCGCUCGAGUCUGGUAUCGUGCAGUCGUUCGACAUCCGCGCGCCCACCUCCGCACAAUGGACCCUGCAGGCCCACGAUACCGCCGCCACUGCCGUCGACAUCUCGCCGCACAUCCCCGGCUGCCUCCUCACCGCCUCCUCCGACCGCUCCAUCAAGCUCUGGUCGCUCUCAGACUCGCUCGAUGGUACCGCGCCCGGAGCCAUCAACCUCGUCCUCAGCCGCGACCUCGGCCUCGGCAAGAUCUUUGCUGCCAAAUUCAGCCCCAACGACCCGCUCACCCUCGCCGCUGCCGGCAGCGCAGGCCAGGUGCAGGUCUUCAACGCGCUCAGCAACCCCGCCGUGCGCAAGACAUUCGGAGACAGGCUCAAGUCACUCAAAGGCGACGCAAAGGUUGUCGUCGACGGCUCGGAACCGAGUAGAGGAGACGGCAUUGUCAGGAUUCAGGACGACGACGACGAUGACGACGACGACGAUGGCGAUGACAUGCAAGAGUAA
This is a messenger RNA of Sporisorium graminicola, 1761 nucleotides long. RefSeq lists its product as uncharacterized. The transcript has a single exon. The record is from RefSeq and is a predicted model, not a curated record. Bases 1 to 1761 code for a protein of 586 amino acids. Gene Ontology annotation, cellular component: nucleus. Gene Ontology annotation, molecular function: protein binding. Gene Ontology annotation, biological process: rRNA processing. NCBI's taxonomy places the organism in Eukaryota, Fungi, Basidiomycota, Ustilaginomycetes, Ustilaginales, Ustilaginaceae.